Molecule: messenger RNA, 897 nt
Organism: Silurus meridionalis
Lineage: Eukaryota; Metazoa; Chordata; Actinopteri; Siluriformes; Siluridae
Gene: sdcbp2
Product: syndecan binding protein (syntenin) 2
Exons: 7
Coding region: 139-897 (252 amino acids)
Cellular component (GO): plasma membrane; cytoplasm
Molecular function (GO): protein binding
Source: RefSeq, a predicted model, not a curated record
GAAGUUAACGGUGGAGUUUCCAUUCCUCCUCCAAACGCAGAUAGCGAGCACUGAACACGGCUUUGUCUGCGUUUAUCUCUUCUCCUACCCGAACCUUUCGCUGUUUCAUCCGGAAUCGACAAAUCAGGACCUUAAAUCAUGUCACUCUAUCCAUCUCUUGAGGACCUGAAGGUGGACAAGGUCAUGAGGGCACAGGCCCAGUUUGCCCAGUCCACUUCCUCUGCUCCAGCUGUCACUGAGGGUGCCUACCAGCCUGCUAUACAAGGCAUGCCAAGCUCAAGUCUUUACCCAAGCCUGGAGGAGCUAGGAGAGUACAUGGGACUCAAACUCACUAGUGAUGAGGUGCAGAAGAACUUGGCUCUUAUCCCAGCUGCCGAUAAUCAAGUUGCAGUGCCAUCAGAAAUCGGGGGCAUGGUACGCCCAGUGACGGGCAAUGAUGUGGGCAUCAGGAGAGCUGAAAUUCGCCCAGGCCUGAGGGAGGUCAUCCUCUGCAAAGACCAGGAUAGAAAGGUUGGCCUGCGGCUGAAAGAAAUUGACAAUGGUGUGUUCAUUCAAUUAGUGCAGGCGAAUUCACCUGCAUCUCUGGCUGGACUGCGUUUUGGAGACCAGGUGCUGCAGAUCAACGGCCAGAACUGUGCUGGCUGGAGCACAGACAAAGCGCACAAGGCGCUGAAGGCAGCAGCCGAACAGCGCAUUGAGCUCGUGGUCCGUGAUAGGCCCUUCCAGCGCACAAUCACCAUGCAUAAGGACAGCACUGGCCAUGUUGGUUUUAUAUUUAAGUCUGGCCGUAUCAAUUCUCUGGUGAAGGAUGGUUCUGCUGCCCGCAAUGGACUUCUCACUGAUCAUUACAUUUGUGAGAUCAAUGGCCAGAAUGUCAUUGGACUCAAGGUAACAUAA